Molecule: messenger RNA, 2209 nt
Organism: Trifolium pratense (red clover)
Lineage: Eukaryota; Viridiplantae; Streptophyta; Magnoliopsida; Fabales; Fabaceae
Product: endoglucanase CX-like
Exons: 7
Coding region: 61-1554 (497 amino acids)
Biological process (GO): carbohydrate metabolic process
Molecular function (GO): hydrolase activity, hydrolyzing O-glycosyl compounds
Source: RefSeq, a predicted model, not a curated record
AGUAUUUUCUAAACCAUCAAUCAUCAUAUCAUAUCACUCAAUAAACUACUACCAAAAGUAAUGGCUUCAACUUCAACCACCACAUUAUAUUUACACUUUCUGUUAACAUUCUCAUUGUUUUGUUCAUUCCAUAAUCAAUUAACCUUUGCUUUCACUUCACAAGACUACCAUGAAGCUCUUGAAAAAUCCAUUCUUUUCUUUGAAGGACAACGAUCCGGAAGACUACCGUCCAAUCAAAAACAAACUUGGAGGGGAGAUUCUGGCUUAUCAGAUGGCUCUUCUUAUCAUGUGGACCUAGCUGGUGGUUAUUAUGAUGCUGGUGACAAUGUUAAGUUUGGUCUUCCAAUGGCUUUUACUACUACAUUAUUAGCAUGGAGUGUCAUUGAAUUUGAAAACUCAAUGCAAGACCAAAUUGAAAAUGCUAGAGCUGCUAUCCGUUGGAGCGCGGAUUAUCUUCUUAAGGCAGCCACCACAACUCCAGACACGUUAUAUGUUCAAGUUGGAGAGCCUAACAUGGAUCAUAGGUGUUGGGAAAGACCAGAGGAUAUGGACACUCCUCGCAACGUGUAUAAGGUAUCAGCUCAAAACCCGGGUUCUGAUGUAGCGGCGGAGACUGCAGCUGCAUUGGCAGCUUCUUCGUUAGUCUUCAAAGAUUCUGAUCCGACCUAUUCCUCCCAAUUGCUUCAAGCAGCCAUCAAUGUAUUCAAUUUUGCAGACCGUUACCGAGGCUCUUACAGUGACUCUCUUAAUUCAGUUGUCUGUCCAUUUUACUGUUCUUACUCUGGAUACCAUGAUGAGUUACUUUGGGGUGCAUCAUGGAUUUAUAAAGCUUCUGGAAUGAACUCCUACAUGGAAUUCAUACAAUCCAACGGCCACAUAUUAGGCGCCGAUGAUGACGGUUACACUUUCAGUUGGGAUGACAAAAGACCAGGAACUAAAAUCUUACUUUCAAAGGAAUUCUUGGAGAAAAAUUCUGAUGAGUUUCAGUUAUACAAGGCUCAUGCAGACAAUUAUAUUUGUUCUUUAAUACCAGGAAGUCCUGGUUUCCAGGCUCAAUAUACCUCAGGCGGCCUUCUGUAUAAAGGGAGUGAGAGCAAUUUACAGUAUGUGACAACUACAACCUUCCUUCUAUUAACGUACGCCAAGUAUCUCAACUCAAAUGGAGGUGCUGUCUCGUGUGGUACAUCAAAAAUCACAGAACAAAGUCUCAUAAAAUUGGCGAAAAAACAAGUUGAUUACAUUUUGGGUGAAAAUCCAUCAAAGAUGUCUUAUAUGGUUGGUUUUGGAGAGAAAUAUCCAAAGCAUAUUCACCAUAGAGGUUCCUCUUUACCUUCGAUCCACGCGCAGCCUCAAAAGAUUUCUUGUAACAAUGGUUUUCAAUACCUUCAUACCGGUUCACCUAAUCCAAAUGUUCAUGUUGGAGCUAUCGUUGGUGGUCCUGAUAGCCGCGACAAUUUCUCUGAUGACAGAGAUAAUUAUCAACAGUCAGAGCCGGCAACUUAUAUUAAUGCACCUUUUGUUGGAGCUCUUGCUUUUUUCUCUAACCAAGAAUGAAGUUAGUUACCAAUAAUCACAUGAAAGACACGUUUAACUAAAAGAAUGUUGGUGAUAGAUAGAUCCAUUUAGUUAACUAGUUUAAGUACAAUCUCUCUAUUAGUUAGUACUAAUCAAUCUCUCUACAUGUCAUUAGGUAAAUUAAUGUGGAAGUUUCUAUAGUAUUACUGUAAACUUUUAACUAAAUCAGUACUAAAUUAAUGUGUAACUCUUUAUAUCAAGCAAAAACUAUAUAUUGGUCUUUCGUGAACAAAUUUAAUAUUAGUCAAUGUUAAAUAUCACCUCCAAUUUGGGCUUUAGCCCUCUUUUUUACCAAAAAAAAAUAAUAUCAGGUCCAAUAUUAUAUAUACGAAUAACAAGGUUUGCUUUAGAAGUUAAAACUAAGGCCUAAGACAUCAUGAUGUUAUUUUGCCAUUUUUAUAACGAAGGAAACUUACUUCAUUUCAUCGCGAAUAAAAUGUUUAAUACGUGUAGGAAUAUAAUGAUAGUAGUGAGGGUUAGAUGUAUAUGUGGCCACCCUUGCUAAGAUGCGAGCCAACUCAUUUUCUUUCUGCGAACAAAAUAGACCGCACCAGCAUGACCAAAGUGCACCUCACACAUUGCUCGAUAGAUGCCUGCAUAGCUGAGAAGAUAGAUGAAAGAAAACAGCUCUCAG